Artibeus jamaicensis (Jamaican fruit-eating bat) is the source of this 1708-nucleotide messenger RNA. RefSeq names its product germinal center associated signaling and motility (gene GCSAM). The coding region runs from base 144 to 569 and encodes 141 amino acids. Gene Ontology annotation, biological process: regulation of B cell receptor signaling pathway; negative regulation of lymphocyte migration. The record is from RefSeq and is a predicted model, not a curated record. The transcript is spliced from 5 exons. Lineage: Eukaryota; Metazoa; Chordata; Mammalia; Chiroptera; Phyllostomidae.
CCUCCCCUCUGCAGAGAGAUAUGCUUCUCCUUUUAGCUCUCUCUGCACUGGUGGCCAGAACAGCACAGCUCCCUCUCUGAGUCAGAGCUACCCUGAAAGAGCUCAAGGCCCGCAGAAGGGGAGGCACCUGGAGGACUGAGAGGAUGGGGAACUCUCUCCUGAGAGAAAACAGGUAUUUUAGGCGCUGGGGCCGCCACUUCACAGAAGGGUGUUUCUGCCUUCCAUGGAAAAAAUUACCCAUUUUUAAAGCCAGACAAGAUUUCCCAAAGGAAAGUGAAGGAACAUCAUCUGCUACCAACCAGCAGGACAAUGCUGACCAGAGCUCUGCAGAGGAGCUGUGCUAUACCCUCAUCAAUCACAGAGUCCUCAGGAGAAGGCCGUCGGGGAACUCUGCUGAGGGCUACUAUGAGAAUGUCCCUCCCCUGGCCGAGGGGCCCAGAGAGUUGUGGAGAGGAACCGAGACUGACUACUCACUUCUCUGUUUGCCUUCCACCCCUAGGCAUCCUUCUUCCCCAGAAAAUGAAUAUGAAUUUCUACCCACUAGACGCUCCUCUCACACCCUGAAAUAGCCACACCCACUUAUACCACUUCUGAGGCUCAGUUUUCCCAUUUGUAAUGAAGCAGUUGGACCAAAAUUUGUUUCAGCCCAGCAAAUAAACCUGGGAGUGGAAGGGCUCUGCUUCUCUCUCCCACCCCACCCCCACCCCACAUACACAGAACAGCUCCUUCUACAGGUGUCUCUUAGCUCCUACUCAAUAUUCAACAUCCAAAAAUCAACCAACUGUCCUGAACAGUCUUUGACAAGGGAGUCACCAUAUUUGGCUCUAAGUGGCUUUGGAAAUGGGCUGCUGCACUCAGAAGCAGGGGUGGGGGUGGGAGGGGGGGAGGGGGGUCCCCUGGUCUCCUACAGCUAUGUGUAUCACAAAGGGUUCAGCUCCUCUGUCCAGGUUCUUCAGAGAAAAUGUCCCCAGGCUUGUCCUCUGAAGUCACAAGGAAUCUGUACCCAAGGAGGAGUCUACUCAUUCCACAUGUGUUUAUAGGCCCAACUGUUCACUCACAUCUUUCUAGGUGGGCACCUGCGUGUUCCUCUUACGCCAUGCCUCUAAACGGCAUCUUUUGCAGUGUUCUUUGACUUUCUGGCCCUGGUGGCUUGGCUGGUUACAUGGGUUGAAUCUAUAAGUCCCAGGCCAAAAAUUUUACAAUUUUUAUGUCAUUGUAAUCCCUAUGUAUUUUUUAAUUUUGCAUUUAAAUCUUAAUAAGAAAAUCAUAGUAUCAGAGAAUGAUAGUGUAGACAGAUGUUUGGAGAUCCUCUAUUCCCAGUAUUUUUUUUUUUUUGGCUCAUUGGCCUUGGCCCAAUGUAACAUUGCAGGUUAGUGGCAGAACUUCAUCCGGAGCCUGAGUCCCUGGUUUCCAAUUUAGCACUCCUUCAAUGAACUACAUAAAAGAGCGUCUACUCCACAAAAUAUGUGCGUAGUAAGUAAUGCAUCACGUACAAAAUAGGAAUAAAAUAUCCACAUAAAGAAAAUAACACAUACACACAAUCCUUCUCUAAUGAGCACUUCUUCACAUGCUCGUUAUUUUCCCUCAUCUGUUCUGCAAUGUUCCUAGAAUUAUAUCUAGUCCCUAAAAUAGUGGUCAUCAAACUAUGACCCCUGGGACAAAUCUGGCCAACUGCUUGUUUUGUAAAUAAAAUGUCAUUGGAAUUAUA